AUGGACACCUACUCCUACGGUGAUGGCGCUUCAUCCGAUAUCGCCCCCAAGCAUAUGUCUACGGAGAAGCAGGUAGCGUCAGAGUCCGUCAGAGUUGUUGUUAUAAAAGCCCCUUGUGGUGCAUGCAAAUUCCUAAGAAGAAAAUGCAUCCCUAGUUGCAUCUUCGCCCCUUACUUUGAAUACUCCGAUCAGGGGGUUACUCGCUUUGCCGCCGUCCACAAGGUGUUCGGCACUAGCAACGCCUCUAAGAUUCUCCUACGCACCCCUGCCAAUCGCCGCCACUGUGCUGCCAUUACCUUAUCCUACGAGGCUCAGGCAAGGCUCUUCGACCCAAUUUACGGUUGCGUGUCAACAAUUCUCGCACUGAAGCAACAGGUGGCAUCUCUUGAAGCGGAGCUUGCAAUGUUGAAAACGGAGAUAAUGAAUAGCACAUUUGCAGUGGAAAAUGGCCUUCAAACUUCACAGCAGCAGGAGGAGGCUACGUAUUUCAAUACUUCCUCUACUGCGGCUUUAAACAACGACGUGCUAAACAUAAGCAACUUUAGCUCCAAUUUCAACCUUAUCGGAGAAACCAUUUACGCUGAUUCACAGUGUUUUUAUCCCAUGGUUCAUCUUUCAUGCCCCUUCCCUGUAGGGGGUGAGGAACAGAGCCACUACCCAAUUGCCUUUACCAAUAACAUGUUCUAUUAA
Molecule: messenger RNA, 690 nt
Organism: Ipomoea triloba (trilobed morning glory)
Lineage: Eukaryota; Viridiplantae; Streptophyta; Magnoliopsida; Solanales; Convolvulaceae
Product: LOB domain-containing protein 33-like
Exons: 2
Coding region: 1-690 (229 amino acids)
Biological process (GO): hormone-mediated signaling pathway; positive regulation of DNA-templated transcription
Cellular component (GO): nucleus
Source: RefSeq, a predicted model, not a curated record